This is a messenger RNA of Colletotrichum gloeosporioides, 1566 nucleotides long. RefSeq lists its product as uncharacterized. The transcript is spliced from 2 exons. Lineage: Eukaryota; Fungi; Ascomycota; Sordariomycetes; Glomerellales; Glomerellaceae. Gene Ontology annotation, molecular function: oxidoreductase activity, acting on paired donors, with incorporation or reduction of molecular oxygen; iron ion binding; steroid hydroxylase activity. Bases 1 to 1566 code for a protein of 521 amino acids. The record is from RefSeq and is a predicted model, not a curated record.
AUGUUUAUCUCUCAAGACUUUGAUUCAAGCUAUCCUUCUGAUUACUUCCGCAGAGACGGGUGUCGCCAGGUUUUCCCUGUGUCCCUGCCUGGUAGAAACCUAAGCAUAGCUCUGCCUGGAGAGGGCACACGGGCAUUGUUCCGGCAAUCAAAGGAAUAUGUUCCCGUCCCUGGAUUAUUCGACGCUUUGACAGUUUUCUUCGGCUUGAUGGCCAAGGACCACGCUGUAUUCGAUCACGGUCAUGUCACCAGGUUCGAGCUUCGCGACAGCGAAGGCCACCGAACCAACCAUGUAGACCCAUCGCGGAGAAUCAUUGAACACCAGCGAAGGGAUUUUACGUCAUUUCUCAACGGUGAUAGUCUGAAGGCCAUCAUGAAGAGAUUCGAGACCAACUUCUGCAACGAACUACAAGGACGACUACUCAAUGCUCCAACUACACAUGUCCCGGAUCUCUACACCUUUAUCAGGGACUCAAUAUUCAAAGCUGAAGUGGAAGCUCUUUAUGGGGAGAUGAUUUUCAAGAUUUGUCCCUCAUUCUGCCAAGAUUUCUGGGACUUUUACGACGCGUUUCCCGUCAUCUCCCGCCAACUCCCAAGGUGGCUGUUUCCGACAAAGUAUCAGAAGAGAGACAAGAUGCUUCAAAAUCUCCACGCCUGGCGCAUUCAGUGCAAGGCUAAACUUGAUUCUUCAUGCGAAAGUUCUCUCGGCUGUGGGGAGUAUGAACCAGUCUGGGGGACUCUCUAUGUCCGAAGGAUGGUACAAAGACACGAAAAGCUUGGAUUGUCGGAUGACGGAAUUGCUUCAGCUCUCCUGGGCUACCUGUUUGUAACAACCGCAAACACAAUACCAGCGGCAGCAUGGAUGAUUCUGCACACGCUUUCGGAUGAGUCGCUCACGUAUCGUAUGCGCCAUGAACUUUCAAUAGACCACCUAGCUCGUCAGGAUCUUCCAACUCUGGGGAGCGCUCCCCUCCUCAGUUCCGUUUAUCGGGAGACACUCAGACUACACGUUGCUGGCGCUACAGGCCGUACCUCACCUCAAACUGGAUUCGGUUCACACCAAGCUGGUACUGUUACGAUGACAGCAAGCUGGCUUGGUGGACUUGACACAUCAUUUUGGAACGAAGGAGCUGUCGUUGACGGUGUCCCGAAGCAUUCUGUUGACACUUUCUGGGCAGAGCGGUUUCUGGAUUAUCCAGAUGACCCCGGCAGCGGGCCUCUCCGUAAAGCAGGCAAUUACCCACUUGCUGAUCAAUCCCCUAUUAUCUCGGACACGAAGACGACAAUAGAUGACUCAACAGCAACACUAAGCACAAGUGGUCUCCGAGGGCAUUGGUUCCCUUUCGGGGGCGGAGCGUGGAGAUGCCCGGGUGAGACUCUAGCUAAAAAUACCAUUUUGGUCUCGGUGUAUUUAUUACUGCGGGACUUUGAUGUACAUGUUACGGAUCGGGCAGCCGCGUCAAAAGUAGUAUUGGAACCACGCCACAGAACCUUGCCUUUCGGUACGCACGCCUUUAGUCGGCUUGUUCCGGUCGACGUUACAAGACGAGUGUCAUACAAAGAAUAG